AUGGUAGCACCCUACAGGAUACGACCGGCAGCCAAAGGGGGCAUUCACAAAGUCAACGAUGACCCGAAAAAGUUAGACGAUGCGUACAUACGCAUGCUGGGCCCUGGAGGAGACAAGAUGCUGGGGGACGACGUCAAAUGGUUAGCCGUUACACACAAGAGCUUCGACCACGGAAAGAGAGGAUUCAAUGACCGACUGGCAUACUUGGGACGGAGGAUUGUCGAACUACAAACAUCACAAGCACUCAUAAACUCGCCACAAGAACACCAAUGGCCGAGGGAUUCCAACGGUGUACCAGUCAACGACGAGUACGGCCGUAAACCAUACCUACACCCUGCCUUGAACGGGCUGCAGGGCUUGACCGGCGAAGCAGAGAGUCUGGUGCUGAGCAAGUCACGGCUAGCACCGAUAGCAGAGCGAUACCGCUUGGAUAAGGUCACUCGGUGGACACCCAAGAGGGCGGACAACCUUCAAGGUUCUGGUUUCGAGACUGUCCUCAUGACUUCCCUAUAUGCCAUUGUGGGAGCCGUAGCUCUGGAGCGUGGCGGCGAAGUAGCCAACAAGGUCGUGCAAGAAAAGAUACUUGCACCACUUGGCUUCAGCUUUUCUCCCGAUUCAUGA
Molecule: messenger RNA, 621 nt
Organism: Alternaria postmessia
Lineage: Eukaryota; Fungi; Ascomycota; Dothideomycetes; Pleosporales; Pleosporaceae
Exons: 3
Coding region: 1-621 (206 amino acids)
Biological process (GO): mitochondrial translation; RNA processing
Cellular component (GO): mitochondrial large ribosomal subunit
Molecular function (GO): structural constituent of ribosome; ribonuclease III activity
Source: RefSeq, a predicted model, not a curated record